AUGAAAUCCGACGUGCAAAUUACAGUCCACGACUUUGCCGCCAGUGCGGACGAUACAGUUCCUUUGAUACCGGCAGCCAGGGUUGAGGAGGGACGCGUCAUAGUAUCUGCCUUGCUUUCUGAUACGAAUUGGGUAACACCCGUACAACGAAUACAGGAAUCCGCUUUCCACAUCGCGCAUCGAGACAGACUGUACGAGUAUUACACGAAGCCACCACGGAUCGCAGGCGAAAUCCACUGGCCCGGCAUUGAGGGUGUACAAGAGUGGGGGGUCUUGCCAUUGCCAGAUAGCGACGAGUGUGUUUCGUUGCAACACCUCGACGAAUUUCAAAGUACGGACUUCCGAGAAGUUGGCACCGGUCGGGCUCGUUCCCGCUUCCGUGAGCGAAUCCGCAGUCCUGUCGAAGAACCGUUUUCUCCGAGGCGCGCGAAACGUACGCUGGAGUCCGAACUACUCGACUUCCAACCCGCGAAGAGACCCAAACUUGUUACGUCUUCUAUUGCAGAAAUUAUACCUCGGCCGCACUUCUUACCCACUCGUGCAACCAAAUUCCCCGAUCUCGACCUGGAGAAAUGUCCGCACUUUUCGAAGGUGCUUCCGUUGCCUGUCUUACCAUACACCGCUUCAACAGUCUCGGAGCUUCUGAGGAGCAAAUAUCGAAGGGGUUCUUGGCUCAUUCCCAUACGGGGACAAGUGCCAUUGGAAGAUGCCAGCGUCGCUGUCAUUGUUCAAUCUCCCGAAGACAUUGCUCUGGUAUCCGAGUACCCCCGCCACAAGAUAAUUUGGACUCAGGAGAUCCUGGUUGACUUCUGGAAUUUUCUCCUACAGCUCCAACAGGCAACGCGGCUAGGACCUAUUUCGUUAUCUCUCCAUGCCACUUCUUCGGACACGAUAGGCAUCGCCUCAGACGCCACUGAAGAAAGUGCUGACAACCCCUAUCACCAGUUCCAUCAGUAUUGUUUCAAGUCGAGAAAUACGAUAGGAUCGAGUUUGCCUUCUCAUAACACUUUCGCGCCAUAUGUAUACAGGGCACAAUUAGAAGCAACGGAUUACAUCAAGGUCUACCAUGACGUUGCAUAUUCGUUAUCUCUGCGCAACGUUCUGGAUGCUUACCGGUAUGGCCAUCUUAGACCAGUUGUUGGAGUUGGAGAUGCCUCGAUGCAGGGCCGUCCCGGUAACUUUCGUGUCCUGAGAGGCGCUCGGUUGACUUUCAUGGACGAACGCUCCAAGGCUGCGUUCGUGAUGUGA
This is a messenger RNA of Pisolithus orientalis, 1248 nucleotides long. RefSeq lists its product as uncharacterized. Lineage: Eukaryota; Fungi; Basidiomycota; Agaricomycetes; Boletales; Pisolithaceae. The transcript has 3 exons. The coding region runs from base 1 to 1248 and encodes 415 amino acids. The record is from RefSeq and is a predicted model, not a curated record.